Molecule: messenger RNA, 4922 nt
Organism: Erinaceus europaeus (western European hedgehog)
Lineage: Eukaryota; Metazoa; Chordata; Mammalia; Eulipotyphla; Erinaceidae
Gene: SEMA3C
Product: semaphorin 3C
Exons: 18
Coding region: 361-2616 (751 amino acids)
Biological process (GO): positive regulation of cell migration; negative chemotaxis; axon guidance
Molecular function (GO): chemorepellent activity; semaphorin receptor binding
Source: RefSeq, a predicted model, not a curated record
AUGCGGCUGGAGCGCUGGGCGGGUGCAGCGAACUGGCUGGGCGGCGAGCAGGGGCAGCCGGAGACGCGCGCCGCGUAGCUGUAACCGGACACCGAGCGCUCGCCCCCCACGCCCCACCACUUUCCAUUCACUGGAGGUGCUUGAUUGAGCGACGCGGAGAAGGGCUCCGGGUGCCGCGCGACUCCACAGCGCAGAGGCUUCCUUUACAAAGAAACUCAGACGACUGGCGAGAAAGAAUUUCACCGCUGGAGCGCUCUAGUAAUUAAGGUCUUCUGGGAAAAGGACUAAAGAAACAUUUUCUGUGCCGAUAUCUUGUCACCCCGGUAUUUCCUCUUGGAUAAUACUUUACCAAUCUGAAGAAUGGCAUUCCAGGCAAUUUUCAUCUUGGUUGGAGUAUUAAUUUGUUCUGUCUAUGUGAAAGGAUCUUCUCAACCACAAGCAAGAGUUUAUUUAACAUUUGAUGAGCUUCGAGAAACCAAGACCUCUGAAUACUUCAGUCUAUCUCACCACCCUUUGGACUACAGAAUAUUGUUAAUGGAUGAAGAUCAAGAUCGCAUAUAUGUGGGCAGCAAAGAUCACAUUCUUUCCUUGAACAUAAACAAUAUAAGUCAAGAACCUUUGAGUGUUUUCUGGCCGGCAUCUACAGUCAAAGUUGAUGAGUGCAAAAUGGCUGGCAAAGACCCCACACAUGGCUGUGGAAAUUUUGUUCGAGUAAUUCAAGCUUUCAACCGCACUCAUUUGUAUGUUUGUGGGAGUGGUGCUUAUAGCCCAGUCUGUACAUAUUUGAACAGAGGGAGGCGAUCUGAGGACCAAGUUUUCAUGAUUGACUCCAAAUGUGAAUCUGGAAAAGGACGCUGCUCUUUCAACCCCAAUGUGAACACAGUUUCUGUCAUGAUCAAUGAGGAGCUUUUCUCUGGAAUGUAUAUAGAUUUCAUGGGGACAGAUGCUGCCAUUUUUCGAAGUUUAACAAAAAGGAAUGCCGUCAGAACUGAUCAACAUAAUUCAAAAUGGCUAAGUGAGCCCAUGUUUGUGGAUGCACAUGUCAUCCCAGAUGGCACUGAUCCAAAUGAUGCAAAGGUGUACUUCUUCUUCAAAGAGAAACUGAUGGAUAAUAGCAGAACCACAAAACAGAUUCAUUCCAUGAUUGCUAGAAUAUGCCCUAAUGACACUGGUGGACUGCGUAGCCUUGUGAACAAAUGGACUACCUUCUUAAAAGCGAGACUGGUAUGCUCAGUAACUGAUGAAGAUGGCCCAGAAACACACUUUGAUGAAUUAGAGGAUGUGUUUCUGCUAGAAACUGAUAAUCCAAGGACAACACUGGUGUAUGGCAUUUUUACUACAUCAAGCUCAGUUUUCAAAGGGUCAGCAGUGUGUGUAUAUCAUUUAUCUGAUAUACAAACUGUGUUCAAUGGACCUUUUGCUCACAAAGAAGGACCCAAUCAUCAGCUAAUUUCUUAUCAGGGUAGAAUUCCUUAUCCACGUCCUGGAACUUGCCCAGGAGGAGCAUUUACACCCAAUAUGCGUACCACCAAGGAGUUCCCAGAUGAUGUCGUCACUUUUAUUCGAAACCAUCCCCUCAUGUACAAUUCCAUUUACCCAAUCCAUCGAAGGCCCUUGAUUGUCCGUAUAGGGACCGACUAUAAGUACACAAAGAUAGCUGUGGAUCGAGUGAGUGCUGCUGAUGGUAGAUACCAUGUCCUGUUUCUUGGGACGGAUCGGGGUACUAUACAGAAGGUGGUGGUUCUUCCAACUAAUAGCUCUACCAGUGGAGAACUCAUUUUAGAGGAGCUGGAAGUCUUUAAGAAUCAUGCUCCCAUAACAACAAUGAAAAUUUCAUCUAAAAAGCAACAGUUGUAUGUGAGCUCCAAUGAAGGGAUUUCCCAAGUAUCUUUGCAUCGCUGCCACAUCUAUGGUACAGCUUGUGCUGACUGCUGCCUGGCAAGGGACCCUUACUGUGCUUGGGAUGGUCAUUCGUGCUCUAGAUUCUACCCAACUGGGAAGCGGAGGAGCAGAAGACAAGAUGUAAGACACGGGAAUCCCUUGACUCAAUGCAGAGGAUUUAAUCUAAAAGCAUAUAGAAAUGCAGCUGAAAUUGUGCAGUAUGGGGUAAAAAAUAACACCACUUUCCUUGAGUGUGCCCCCAAGUCUCCACAGGCAUCUAUCAAGUGGCUGUUACAGAAAGACAAAGACAGGAGGAAAGAGGUGAAGCUGAAUGAGCGAAUCAUAGCCACUUCACAAGGACUCCUGAUCCGCUCUGUUCAGGAUUCUGACCAAGGACUCUAUCAUUGCAUUGCAACAGAGAACAGCUUCAAGCAGACCAUAGCCAAGAUUAACUUCAAAGUUUUAGAUUCUGAGAUGGUGGCUGUUGUGACAGAUAAGUGGUCCCCAUGGACUUGGGCCAGCUCUGUGAGAGCUUUACCCUUCCACCCCAAGGACAUCAUGGGGGCAUUCAGCCACUCUGAAAUGCAGAUGAUUAAUCAAUAUUGCAAAGAUACUCGACAGCAGCAUCAACAGGGAGAAGAACUCCAAAAGAUGAGAGGUGAUUAUGGCAAGUUAAAGGCUCUCAUCAAUAGCCGGAAAAGUCGAAACAGGAGAAACCAGUUGGCAGAGUCAUAAUGUAUUCUUACAUGGGGUUUAUGCUUCUUGUUACAAAUGGUCUGUCUUCAACAAUCCAAUUUGGAGUUAGGAAUCUUAUGUUUUACCCAUGGAAAAUUCCUGAGAAGGCAGUUAUUCCUAACUGAAUGUUACAUGUACUGAAAUCAGCAUGCAUUUUUCUUGUAUGAUACUGACUAGCACUAGACAUGUCAUGUUCAUCAUGGUGCAUAUAAAUAUUUAACUUAACCCAGAUUUUAUUUAUAUCUUUAUUUACCUUUUUUAAAAAAAAUCGAUAUGGCGGCUAUAAAAUGAGAAUUGUUACAUCCGUUAGUAGAGCAAGGGCUACAACCCUGUUGUCUUCCUUUGGGGGGGAAUUAAAUGUCUUAUUAUCACUGAUAAAUGUAAAAACAAAUGCCAUGACUUUUAAUAUGUAUGUGGCAUACAUACUCAUAACAGAGAGUAACUGUAAAAAGAAAAGUAGAAUAGGUAAGAAACAAGGAAGAAGGCAUCUCUAAGUUGUAUAAAACAUGCAUGAUUUAUAAAGAAAACGUGAGUUAAUACGCUUCUAGUGAUAUAGAUGGUUUCUUUUAAGAUUAUAAAAAUUGUCAGCUGCUGAGAUCUUUGUUCCUUAGUCCCUUGUUAUAGGAGAAUAAAAUGAAAAGACCAUCACCAUAAAUAUCCUUGAUUGGACUUUGAUGUCAGUGUAACAUUAAAGUUUAUGCUCUUUACAAACAAAAGCACUUUGUUUUUUGGAAGUUAUUUAAGUUAUUCUAGAUUCAGAGGAUAUAACUGUACACUAUUUAAUGCUUACUGUUUGUUCUAAUUUUCUAGCCUGUGUUACAAGUUAAGCAAUAUAAGAAAAAAUAUAUUUGAAAUAUUAAACUUCAAAAUAUGUGAGAGGUGAAACUAUACCAAAGUGGAGGAAGAAAAUAAAACAAAUAGGAAAGGCAACUUCAUAAAGAGAAGUUUAUUUUAAAAAUGUUAUUGGAAUUGGAUUUAAAUUCAAUAAUCAAUUUUAAUUAACUCUCACAUCUUUCUUUAGUAUUUACCAACUUCAGAAAUCAUACUCAACUUUAUGUCACCAACCCCUUUUUAUGUUACCUUUUUUGCUGGAAGGCUGCUUAUUAUGUCAAUGGGUUUAAAGAAAUAAUAUUAACACAAAUAGACUUAUUCUCUUAAAAUUUUCAAUACAUUACAUUCACUGUUAUAUAGGCACAAAAUGUGGUUAGUUGAUUGGGAUAAAUAAAAUAAUUAUCUUCUAAUGCUGUUUAGAUCAUUUUAUUGUUAGAAUACUUUAGUAUUGAUUUUACAUUCAAAAUACCAAUUAGAUACCUAAGUGAGGAAAAAAACCUCUUCAUUUCAGUAUUUCUUUUAAAAACAAAAUAUUUGCUCUUUUGUUUUAUUAAGUUUUAAUAUACGUUCAUAUUUCCAGGUACAGAUAAAAAUUGCAUCACAUACCCCUAAGCAAAGCCAAGUGCAAGAUUUUUACUUGCAGCAAACUACUUCCUGAAGACAAUAACCAAGUUAGCAACUUUAAAGCACCACAGUAUAAAGUUUCAAGUACUAAAAUCAUUGUAUGAAUGUAAUUCUUAAUUAAAAUCUAAGAGCAUGAUUUACUAUUUAAGUUGUCAUAAGUUAUGUUUUUAAUAGAUCUCAACAGGACAAGAAUAAAAGUUAAAUGCAAAACAUAAUUUAAGUUUGUUUUGUAAAAGAUAUUAUUCCAAAUAUAUAUGACUCUAAAGUAACAUCUAAGGAAGUCUAUUGUAAAAAUAAAUAAAUAAGUAAAUAAAUAUUUGCUUGCUGUGUUUAUAGCCAAUCUAUGUACAAAGAUUAAAGUUAUUUUAGAGUCAUGAGUUAAACUACAAAAUUCUCCUCACCCCUAAUGAUAGAAAUUAAGGGCAUUUAGUUGUGAAAUAUUAUGUGUGCUAUUAAAUACUUUCUACCUUGAACAUUAGUUAAUUGUAUAUAAUUUUAUUACUUUUCUUUCUAAUUUGUAGAAAUCUUCUUGAAAAUAACUGCCAAAUGGAAAUAAAUUUUUUUUCUCAGUAUUGCUAACGUAUACUGAAGGUUAUUGACUGAUUUUAUUUUGUGUGCUUUGACAAUUCAGUGGCUAAACAUGUUUUGCAUUUGUAUUGUACAUAAAAUUUUUUAGAAAUACACUUUUUUCAAAGUGUAAGUUCUGGAAUAGAUUUUAGCAUGAUGAAACUGUCAUUACGGUGAAUGUUCUCUGUGUAAGAAAACAAACUAAAUGUAGUUGGCACAUUUUGAUUUUAAUUGAUAUCCAAGAAAUAAUUUUCCUGGCAAAAUAAAACAUGUUAAAUUCCUCA